Clupea harengus (Atlantic herring) is the source of this 3252-nucleotide messenger RNA. RefSeq names its product bromodomain containing 8a (gene brd8a). Gene Ontology annotation, molecular function: protein binding. Lineage: Eukaryota; Metazoa; Chordata; Actinopteri; Clupeiformes; Clupeidae. The record is from RefSeq and is a predicted model, not a curated record. Gene Ontology annotation, cellular component: NuA4 histone acetyltransferase complex. The coding region runs from base 321 to 2819 and encodes 832 amino acids. The transcript has 20 exons.
AGAUCACUAGUGCCUCCAGAGGUGCAAUUCCGGAUGAUGACAUUAAAACAAAAACAAACCAAACUAUAAAAACAGGGGUUCUCUUCCGAUAAUCUAAUAUCGCUUAUUAUAGCCAAUAUUUUAUAGAGGCGCUAUGAUAAUAGCGAUAUAUUCGUGCGGAAUUUAUUUAUGAUCAGUGAUGUUGCUGUUAACAUAACGCCUGUAAAUAUGCUGGAAGUGCCUACAUUUCCCGAGAAGCAAGUGAAAAUUUCCGGGUAACGUUCCUGCAUUGUCGCCUAUGAAUAAGUAGUCUUGCCUAAGAAGAAUUCAAUCAUGACAAAAUGGCGAGCGGUGUUGGAAAGCACAAAUUGUUAUCCCUGGGACCAGCAGAGCCUUGGUCGGUGAGGGAGAAGCUAUGCUUAGCCUCCUCCGUAAUGAAGAGUGGAGAUCAGAAUUGGGUGUCUGUCAGUCGAGCCAUCAGACCUUUUGCAGAGCCUGGACGACCACCUGAUUGGUUCUCCCAAAAGCAUUGUGCCUCUCAAUACUCCCAGCUCCUUGAGACAACUGAAGCUCCAAAGAGAAAGCGCGGAGAAAGGGGAGAGGUUGUGGAAACGAUAGAGGAUGUGAUUGUGCGAAAACUAACAGCAGAACGGAUUGAGGAGCUGAAGCGGCUGAUCAGAGAUACUCAGGAGAAACACAGGAAGCUGAAGCGAGAAGCGGAGUUGAUUCAAUCGGGACAUCUGGAUUUGAAACUGGAGGAGCUCUUGGGAGAGAUCGUACAGAAGAAGAAACAGGAGAAUGAGGAGGCAGAGGUGAAGAGGAAGGCCACUGAAGCUGCCUAUGAGGCCAGACAGGCAGUGAAGAACACUCCCAGACGGAUGCCCAGUGUGGCUGUGGGCCCUCCUCCAGGGGAGGCCUCUCUUAACCUGGACCAGUCCGUCAGCGACGCUCCCAUACCCACUCCCAACGAGACCAGCUCCUCCACCGGCCAGGUGACAGCUACCUUCAUACCCUUGCCAGAGGUCUCUGGGGCAAGCGUGUCUGAGCCCAGCUUAGGAGGUCUUGUGGUUCAGAAGGCCACACCACCACCUUCCCCUCUUCUCUCCGAGCUGCUGAAGAAGGGCAACCUUCUGGCUACCAGCCCCAGACUGGUGGCUGAGGGUGAUCUUCCUCCCUGUCACGUGACAGGGAUGCAUGCUAUGGACCUUCAGGUUACAGGCACAGCAUUGUCCUCGUCCCAGGCAGCUUCAGGUGCUCCCACACUGUCUCGUCUGCUGGAAGCUGGUCCUGCCCAUUUCCCCUCUUCUCUGGGCUCCCUGGCAGUCCCAGCAGAUGCCUCUGCCCCCCCCACUGCCUCUACGUCCCCUGCUAAGGACCCUCCUGCCCCCCUCCAUACAGGUAGCGAUGGGGUGACAGGCUGUGGGAGUAAGGGCCUCCUUUCCCAUUCAGCUGAGGUGAAAGCGUCGCUGGGAGAGGUGGACCUGGUCAACGUGUCCUACAUGGGGGACGAGCUGGACCUGGACACCGUGGGGGACAUCAUCGCCAUCAUGGAGAACAAAGCACGUGAAAAUGCUGAGGCUUUGGACGCAGCAGCAGUCGAGGCGGCCCUGUCCCUGUGUGAGGACGCGGGUCACAGCCUCUCGGGCCCCUGGGACGCGGCCUCCUCUUCUUCCUUCAAGCGCUCCGACUCGGACUCCUCCCUCACCGAGGGGAACCUGGGUAAAAGAGCGGUGACCUAUGGGAGAGCAGCAGCAGCAGCAGCCAGUGAUUCCCAAGACCACCGGGGUGGUACGACUUCUUUUCCCGCGGCUCCUGGUUCGGGGACACAUGCGCACACACUCCCCUCUGCCCUCCACGGUGAGUCAGACUGUGCUGCUCAAGCUGCCAGGGAGGACAAGAAGGAGAGAAGCCCCCGCUGCCCUGCUGUGACCAUCAAAUGUGAGACGCCUCCACCAAACACAGAUUCUAUGACAGAAGAAGACCCUGCAUUAUUAAAGGUAUUCAAGGAGGUGAAAGAGGAGGAGGAGGAGGAGGAGGAGGAGGAAGAGGAGGACAUGGUGAGUGAUGGCGCAGAAGGCGGUGUGGUAGAGCUGCAGGAGGGUCUGGAGGGCGAGCUGGCGGAGGAGUGUGGUCUGGGGGAGGAGGGGGAGGAGGAGGAGGGGGAGGAGGGGGAGCUGGAGCCCGCGGCCAGUGAGAGCGAGGACGGCUGCAGCAUGCACACGGCCUCCUCCUCCCUUCAGCUCCACGCCAUGGCUGACUCCAUCCCCAGCAGCCCUGCGUCAUCACAGUUUUCCAUAUGCAGUGAGGACCAGGAGGCCAUCCAGGCACAGAAGAUAUGGAAGAAGGCCAUCAUGUUGGUAUGGCGGGCAGCAGCAAAUCACAGAUACGCCAAUGUCUUUCUGCAACCAGUCACAGAUGACAUCGCCCCCGGGUACCAUAGUAUUGUGUACAGACCCAUGGACCUGUCCACCAUCAAGAAGAGCAUCGAGAUGGGCGCCAUCCGCACCACGGCCGAGUUCCAGCGGGACAUCAUGCUGAUGUUCCAGAACGCGGUGAUGUACAACAGCUCGGACCACGACGUCUUCCACAUGGCCCUGGAGAUGCAGCGCGACGUGCUGGAGCAGGUGCAGCAGUUCCUGGCCACGCAGCUCAUCAUGCAGACCUCCGAGUCGGGCAUCAGCGCCAAGAACCUGCGGGGCCGAGAGGCCAACCACAAGCAGGACCCCAACGACAAGGACACUGUACCUAUGGCUUCUCCUGCCUUCCUUCUCUCUCUCUUUGAUGGAGGCACAAGGGGGCGCCGUUGUGCCAUGGAGGCAGACCAGAAGAUGAAAAAAUAAGCAGUGCUAUGUUGUUGGGCUAACAGGCUGUUCAGGGCUCUCAACGGAGCUGGCCUCAGAGAGAGUCUGGGCUGAAGACAGACGCCAUGGUUUCCAAUGAAGCCUCCAUGUUCCCUAAUCUCCACGUGGAGAAGGGUUUUAAUUCUGCAAUCCCCCCUCUCCUGGCUUUUAUAAUGGCACUUCAUUAAUCCUCUGGAUCUGACAUUUCUUAUUUUGGUUUUUAGGCAGUGAGAGGUUUUUUUUUUAUUUGAUUUUGUAAUUGUUUUCCAACAUUGUGUGCAUGUCUGUCAUAAAUUGUGGAUGUAUGAUGAUGUGUUGUUUUGUGCAGUAUUAUGAACUACUGAACAUGUAGUGCCUUUUUAGGUAUCGAAACGAUUUUGCCCAAUAAACCGACUUCGGCUGUAUGGUGAGGUCUCUUCUCACCAUUCCCUCA